Messenger RNA from Paramormyrops kingsleyae, 3492 nucleotides. It is a transcript of the gene spryd3, whose product is annotated as SPRY domain containing 3. Lineage: Eukaryota; Metazoa; Chordata; Actinopteri; Osteoglossiformes; Mormyridae. Gene Ontology annotation, molecular function: protein binding. The record is from RefSeq and is a predicted model, not a curated record.
UUUGACGUCAUCCGUAGGCGCCGACUGUGGUUCGUCGUUAGUUUGCGUUAAUGGCGAACGAAAAGUCGGCGUUCAGCAGCUGAAAUUAUUACCGGCGUUAGUAUGUCUGCAAAGAUACAUUAAUGAUAAUCCAUUAGGAGCAGCACGGGGUCGGUCGUUUGUACCAAUGCUAGGCGGUCCGCAGGCUGGCCGGUCCCGGCGAUCCCGCUUGGAGGUUUAAAGUGUCUGCAGCUGCUAGCUGCUAGCAGUGACGUGGAGCUUCACUGAUCAUAGGACCAGAAUGGAUGACAUCAACCUGCACUACAGAUUUUUGAACUGGCGACGGAGGAUCCGCGAGAUCCGGGAGGUGCGGGCUGUCCGAUUCCAGGAGAGGUACAAGAGGAUGCUGAAGGAUGGGGACACACUCAGUUACCAGGGCAACUCGGAUGAAGUUGGCUGCUAUGUGGCUCCGCGACCGCUGUCCAAAGGGAACUGCUACUUUGAGGUGACCAUCGUGGACACGGGAGUGAGGGGGACUAUUGCGGUGGGUCUGGUGCCGCAAUUCUACAAGCUGGACCAGCAGCCGGGCUGGCUGCCGCACUCUGUAGCCUACCACGCCGAUGACGGCAAGCUGUACAAUGGCAACACUGUAGGACAGCAGUUUGGACCCAAAUGUAACCGUGGCGACCGCAUUGGCUGUGGAAUUUACCUGGACUCCUUCGAGACAGGACCCACUACGGUGUUUUUCACCAAAAAUGGCAAGGAGGUGGGCUCGGUGGUGGUCCCCGCCUCCUCGGACGGCCUCUUUCCCGCCGUGGGCAUGCACUCACUGGGCGAGGAGGUGCGGCUGGACCUGCAGGCGGAGUGGGGCUCAGACGAGGACGACAGCGCCAUGAUGGUGGACAGCCACGAGGACGAGUGGAGCCGGCUGCACGACGUGCGGGUCAGCGGCACGGUGUUGGAGUACACGGGUAAGGGCAAGAGCAUCAUGGACGUGGGUCUUGCCCAAGCACGUACUUCCCUCAGCCCAAGAAGCCAUUACUUUGAGGUGGAGAUUGUGGAUGCCGGAGAAAAGUGUUACAUCGCCCUGGGAUUGGCGCGAAGGGACUAUCCCAAGAACAGGCACCCCGGAUGGAGUCGUGGCUCUGUGGCCUACCACGCAGAUGAUGGGAAGAUCUUCCAUGGCAGUGGAGUUGGGGAUCCAUUUGGCCCACGCUGUUUUGAGGGCGAUGUCAUGGGCUGCGGAAUCAUGUUUCCACGAGACUACAUUCUGGACAGCGAAGAUGACAGCGACGACGGCGAUUCUGUGGAGGUGCGUCCCAAACAGAGAAGAGUCCAGAACGUGCUGUACCUCAACUAUGAGGAUGAGGAGGAGGAGGAUGGCGAGGAGAUGGAACAGGAGCAUGAAGGCAGGAAGGUCAUGGUGUUCUUCACCCGAAACGGAAAGAUCAUUGGCAAGCGGGAGGUGGUAGUUCCGUCCGGUGGGUUCUACCCAACCAUCGGCAUGCUGAGCAGCGGGGAGAAAGUGAAGGUCGACCUGCACCCCCUGAGUGGCUGAGCGCAAGAAAUGGACGGGGGGGGGGGGGGGACAUGAGCACUAUACACUGUCUACAGAGCACCGAGCCAAGGAACUGGGCUGUCACGCCGCCGCUUUGUGCCCUCAUAGCGCUUAGCUUCACCUCCACCUCUUACAUAUAGCUUUCCCUCUUUAAAGAUGGCGGUUUCUGACUCCUGUUUUGCUCAGUGCCAUUAAGAUUAUAUCUUUUUGUAGCAAUUAAUAGCAGGAGAGAGAGAGAAUUAUUUUUUUAAGUUGUUAUUUUAAAUAGAAUUGAAUAAUUGACAUGCCACAAGUUAGAAAAUUACCCAAAUUCAUCAUAAAUUGAUAAGUUACUGAAAUACGUGAAAUAUGUCCGACUAAUGGAUACAAAGAUCAAAAUCUGCUAUAUCUAUUCUGGCCACUAGGUGUUCCCAUUUCUCUGCUGUGGCUGAAGCAUGUUGUUUGGCUCCGUGUCGUUCAUUAAGUUGGUCACCGGUAACAGUCAGUGUUCGAGUUACAGCAGCUGCAGUUGUAUUUAUUUUUUUUAUAGAUUCUUGAGGUGGGGUGAAAAAUAUAUCGUUAAAUAUGUCAAUUAAAUAUGUGUAUAAAUAAAAUAUAUAGAAAUCUAUUUUUGAAUGCACUUACAAAUACUGUAAAUGUAACCCUCUUAGCACUGUGGGAAACGGCAUAUAGAUCCACAUGCAUGUUGUAAUGAUCCUGACUGUGCAGGAAGUGCUGGGAAAUUGACCCAGCACUGUUGCCAAUAAUCUCAGGCUGGUGGUUGGUCACCAGCGAGGACUUGGCUGUCUGUGCCUUCCACUGUGCUAUAAGUCAGGAUUACAGGAAUCGGGGGUCCUGGCCGUCUGGCGCUGUGGCCUUUUGGGUAGAUCGUAGCCGUACGUUGGCCGAGUCUUUGCAGUCCUUGCUGCACACAGACACUUCUCUCCAUUAACCUGGUCACUAGUGUCUUAUCUCUGCUUUUUUAUUUGGAGAGAGAAGCAGUAGGAUGUCUGUGACCAUGGAGGAAGGGCUGAUGGAGAAACGCUGGAGACCCUCCUGCAGCUUGAAAGCUGGGCUUUAGGUGCUUUUUAGUUCCUUUCCAGUCAUUGUAUUUUACAUUGAUAUUAUAAUCAAAAGAGAAUCAGUAGGAUUAUUUAAUUCACAUUAAAUAUACAUCUAAUCGUAAAGGUUCUAUUAUCCACACUAUGAAUGUUGUUUUAAAAAAACAUUGACAAAACCAGUUAGGUUGAUAUUUUGCCAUUUUCUAUGCUUGUAUGUAUGUCUGAAAUAUAAAUUCAUGAUGUUUUGCUGUUAGAAGUACAUUAUGGACGGAUGUCUCUCUUUUUCUGUAAUAGUACUUAAUCUUACUCAUUUCAAGGUCUUGUCACCUAAAGGGCGAAUUCACACACUGAAAGGGAACAUUCAAAACAGCUCCUUGUUUAAAAUAUUUUUGGUUCAUGAUCAUUCAAUUUUAUUAGCACAGGAAUCUUACACUGCAGUCGUCUUUUUGUCAAGUUAGUGCACUUCUCAGAACACAAACAUGACAAAACACACUAUAUUGCUGUUACUCAUUCACCUGAUUUUGGAGAGUUGGUCUGAACUGCAUCUGCGAUGAUUAUGGAAACACAAAGCACUGAAAGUUAAUGUGUAGACUGGCGUCUGCAUUGGAUUGUGGGGGGGAAAAGUUGUGCACACCUGCAUGGUGUGACUGGAGGAGGUCUCUGACCUCCAGAGGUGCCUUUCACAGAGCUACAUGUUCUUGCUGUAGGGCAUUAGAGUGCUGGAGCCCCACGGUGUGACUGACUCCUGGUCCCAUGUGGGCAGAACUGUCCAUUUGCACCAGCAGUUGAUAGCCUGCGUGAAUCAGCAGCUGGAGCACAAGCAAGCAGAGUGUCCGUCUAUGGCUCCCUACAGCAUGGAAAUCUGUUCCUAUGGGAACUGCUGUUUGUCAAAUAAAGAUGGUUAUUUCCAUAAAA